AUGGCCGGUCGGACAUACCAGUCCGCUACUGAUGACCCCACCCCGCGAAAGGAGCAAGCCUCAGUCGGCUUACUUUCGAAAAAUGACGACCCCAACGUCAGACGUGUGCUGCCACAGCGGCUGAACGCCGCCAGGGCCCUGGAGAGAGAGCCUUACGCCGAUCAGUACCGCUACUCAGCCAAUUCCACUUCAAGCGGCGAUGGGACCAAUUUACACCUUGUUACCUUACCGCGCCGACCUACAUGGACAAUGCCCCCCGCCUUACAUCCUCCCGAUAGUGUGCAGGUCUUGGUCAAAUAUUACGCACGCGAAAUAAGCACAGCCUUCUAUCUGGGCCAUGGCCCUGCGCAAACUCCCUACACGCAGCAUAUACUACCAAUGGCCAAGAACGUCCCCUGCAUUCGGUAUGCCGUGGGGGCGACGGCGUCUUGCCAUAUUGGUAACAGAUUUCAAGACAACAAGUUGAAAAUGCAGAGUCUCCACUUGCGGCUGGAGGCCACGAAGGCGCUCAGACAGCAAUUGAGAAAUGACAUCGAGGAGACAGACAUUUCUAGUAUUGCCUGUAUGGUCUUACUUGCCCAGCUCGAUCUCUGCUCUGGGGACUGCCUGGAAUUUGGAACACACUUAAAUGCAGCAAGUGACAUUGUGAAGCGGCAUGGUUCGGACGGAACUGAGCGUGGCUUUUUCCAACAACGUCUUGCAUGGUAA
This is a messenger RNA of Penicillium waksmanii, 708 nucleotides long. RefSeq lists its product as uncharacterized. Gene Ontology annotation, biological process: positive regulation of transcription by RNA polymerase II. The transcript has 3 exons. NCBI's taxonomy places the organism in Eukaryota, Fungi, Ascomycota, Eurotiomycetes, Eurotiales, Aspergillaceae. Bases 1 to 708 code for a protein of 235 amino acids. The record is from RefSeq and is a predicted model, not a curated record. Gene Ontology annotation, molecular function: DNA-binding transcription factor activity; transcription cis-regulatory region binding. Gene Ontology annotation, cellular component: nucleus.